AUGUUAUACAAAUCACUUACACAUCUUGCUAACCCAUCAAUUGGAAGUCGUACCUUUGAAACAAUGGAUGAAUUUUCACAUGAUUCACUUCAAGCAUUUAAUGAUGUAGCCAAAACAAGAGGAACUGGAAAGGGUGGUAAAGGAGGUAAUGGAGGAAAAGGAAAGGGAGCUGCUGGAGGUAAACCAUAA
Messenger RNA from Cavenderia fasciculata, 189 nucleotides. RefSeq lists its product as uncharacterized. Lineage: Eukaryota; Evosea; Eumycetozoa; Acytosteliales; Cavenderiaceae. The record is from RefSeq and is a predicted model, not a curated record. The transcript is spliced from 2 exons. Bases 1 to 189 code for a protein of 62 amino acids.